This is a messenger RNA of Talaromyces stipitatus ATCC 10500, 2945 nucleotides long. Its product is annotated as cAMP-dependent protein kinase pathway protein (Som1), putative. The record is from RefSeq and is a predicted model, not a curated record. Lineage: Eukaryota; Fungi; Ascomycota; Eurotiomycetes; Eurotiales; Trichocomaceae. The coding region runs from base 1 to 2427 and encodes 808 amino acids. The transcript is spliced from 4 exons.
AUGAAUCAAAUCAAUAUAGCUGGGAUGGCGGGCAUGAAUGCGAUGCCAGGUGGGCCUGUAGGUGGUGUACCUAUGAUGAACACCCAAUCCGCUGCUCCGCGCAGUGAACCGCCUAUGACCCAGGAGAGUGUUUAUGUACAGCUCAACACUUGUAUCUACGACUAUUUCCUCAAGCGCGGCCAGUUCGAUGCGGCACGAAUGCUGCUAAACGACGACAACAUCAAGCUGGACACAGACGAUCUCAAGACCAGCCCGAAUCAUAUGAACGGUGUGGAUGGCGAUACUUCUAUGGGCGACAGCAAAGAUGAAAAGAUCAAAAUACCUGACGAUUUCCCGCGCCCUCGAGUUCCAAUGGACUCUGGGAACUCUUUUCUGUUCGAAUGGUUCAGUCUAUUUUGGGACAUUUUUGCUGCGCAGCGCAAGAGACCUCCCAUCAAUCCGAUGGCCCAGCAUUUUGUCAAUAGCUCACAAGGCUUAAUGCGCCCGCGAGAACAUCAGAACCAAAACCUUUUGCGUCAACCUGCCCAAGCUCAGGCUCAGGCUCAGGCUCAGAUGAUGAUGCAGAAUCACAUGGUUAAUAUGCGUCGCAACCCGAUGCAGAAUAUGAACCAUCCGUUAAAGACGGCCUUGCAAAACAAUGCUUCUGGAAUGAACCCUCAGCAAAUUGCCCAGUUGCAACAGAAUAAACAACAGAUACAGAUGCAGCGUGAACACUCAGAUAUGGAUAUGAAUGGUCACCGUCCGCAGUCACCGUCGUCGGCCGAUAAUGCCCCCUCUCCGUCGAAACGACCCCGCUUAGAUAUCCAACAGGGGCAACCAAUGCCUCCCAACGGUCGCGUACAGGGUCAAAUCCCUCCUCAGCUGAAUACACAGAUGUUAAUACAGAAUGGAAUGAAUGCUAGUAGGAUGAAUGCAGCGCAAUUUCAGGCGUUCCAGCAGCAGCAGGCUGGCCAGGCUGCAGCGCAGCAAAAAUCCGUGCAGGUAUAUUCUCAGAACUUGCUCCUUCAUCACUCGCGCUCAGCAAUGAAUAACCAGGGCAUGCAAAACGGAUUAAUGAACAACGGACUUAUGCAAAAUCAAACGGACCUGAUGUCGCAAAUGCCGGACGGACAAGGCGGUAUGCAGAUGAUGAACGGUCAAUUUUACAACGGCGAAAUGGCCGGGAUGGGCCGAGGCGGGACAAUACCACCGAACGGGAACGGGAACCACGCACUCCAGGAUUAUCAGAUGCAAUUGAUGCUGCUAGAACAGCAGAACAAGCGUCGUCUGAUGAUGGCUCGUCAAGAGCAAGAUAGCAUUACCACCCGCCCCGACGGUCAACCCAUGCCUCCUGGCCAACCCGGCCUACCUCCAGGAACCUCUCCACAGGGCAGCAGGACAGGAGCGUCACCGAACCCCAGCGAGCAGAUGAAACGAGGAACUCCCAAGAUCUCGCAGACUGGAUUGCCUGCUUCGCCAAGUACCGCUGAUUUACAAGGCCGUGGAUCCCCUGCCUCGAUGAACUUUAAUCCUGGUCAGAUGGGCGACAUGAGCGGCAAUUUCUACAACAAUAUGCGACCUCCGACAUCGAACCAAGGAGGAUUCAACCCACAGAUGAACCAGGCCAUGCAGCAAGGACCUAAUGGACGGAUGCCGACCGCCAACUGGCAGAAUCCAGGAGGGCCUCAAGGUCAGCAGCCUAUGGUGGCGCAACAGUCACCAGCCACGCAAGCGGCACCAACUCCACAGGCGCAAAACUCCAUGCCACCACCAUCUGCGCUGCCUCAAGGUACCAAACCACCUUCUCCCCAGCAAGGAGUAGCACCGCCGACGCCACAGCAAGCGAACAAGCCGGCACCCAAGGGUAAAAAGGAUACCGAGAAGAACAACCGGAAGGUAUGUUACCCCGAUUUAUUCACUUUUGACAUGUCAGUUAACUUUUGUAGCGCAUCACAAAGAAGGGAGCGGCAGCAGCCAAUGCCAACACUGCAGCAACCCCGUCGUCUGAGGCCGAACCUCCCCCAACACCAACCCCAUCUACUCCCAUCACGCCUCAGCAUCCGAACUCUUUUACCAAAAAUGGAGUCAAUGCAACGACGGCUACACAGCAGCAGCCUACAUCGGCUCCUGCGCCACAAAUUGUACAGCAACAGCCCGAUCCUAAUGUCGGAGCCUUUAGUGAUCUCGGCAUGCCAGACGCAUCGAACUUCAACCUUGACUUCAGCACGCUUGAAAACCCCGAGGUUUUGGAGCACUUUGACUUUGAUUCUUUCCUCAACACCGAUGCUGAUGCAACGGGUUUUGGAUUUGAUCCAAGUAGUAUUACAUAUCCCACAGAUGGAGUCGAGACAGGCACGGAUGGCUUGUAAAUCUUUUUUUUUUUUUGCACAAACAAAAAAAAAAAAACAUGUCUUUUUAUCUGCCUGUGUUCCACUCGCAUCAUCAUGAUCUGUUAUUUUCGACGGAGUCCAUGGCGAGAAGUUAAUAAGGAAGGAAAUGAUACAAAUGUCUCUAUUUUGUCUUGUCUUUUGGAAAAGAAGAAUCUGAUUCUCUGAUGAUAUCAGGGGAUAUCCGGGGGGUUGUUUAUUACCCUUUUCCGGUUUGUUUUACACCUUUUUUUUACCCCUUGUCUUUUAUGCGCGUUACUGUUAUGAAUGUUUGAUUAUAACUUUCCCAUCGAUCUUCCUUGUUCUAUAUCGGACGAAAAACUCCCACCAUCAUCAUCAUAUCAUACCUCGAUUUUUCAUUUUAUUCACGGGCUUUCAACUUAUACCCACACUUUUCUUCUUCUUUCCAUUAUGUUUUUGCUUUCUGUUUGAUUCUCAUUAUCAUCUCGAUCGGAUCGGAUUGAUUAUGUACAUCCUCUCUUCUCUCGAUUUUUUUUUCUCUUUCAUUUCUUGUUGGGCUCAAUCAAUCAAUCACUCAAUCAAUUCAGUAAAUAUCUUCCAAGGGGAAGUUGCGAGUUC